Messenger RNA from Monosiga brevicollis MX1, 1704 nucleotides. RefSeq lists its product as uncharacterized. The transcript has a single exon. The coding region runs from base 1 to 1704 and encodes 567 amino acids. The record is from RefSeq and is a predicted model, not a curated record. Gene Ontology annotation, molecular function: protein dimerization activity. Lineage: Eukaryota; Choanoflagellata; Craspedida; Salpingoecidae.
AUGGAGGACCGGCGUUCGCGCCAUCGCGCUACCGAAAAGGAGCGGCGCCAGCGUAUGAACGAGACACUUAAUCGUCUGCGGCGCUUGCUCAAGGUGGGCCCACGCACGGAGCACGCCAUUGUCCUCGAGCUGGCUUGGCAACGUCUCUCCGACCAAAACAGCAAGCCCAGCCCUGCUGCUCUCCACAAAGCCGAUCAAGGUGGCGAUGAGAAUGAGAACCAGAACCUAGAUGAAGCGAGUGCUUCGCCCGCCUUCACCACAAACGGUCUCAAAUCAGCCAAUGUUCAGCCCGUUGGAGCCGGUCCGCCCGGCCGUGCUUGUCUUGCCUGCGGUCAGCCCCCUUGCUUGCAGCGCGAAGCUGCUGCCCUCCGUGCUCGCAACGCAUUCCUCGAGGCCCAAGCUGCCAAAGCAGAAGAUAAUUGUCGAGUUUUGCGGGAACAUCUUCUUGUGGACCGGCACCGUGUCACCGAACAGAAUCUUCAGAUUCAGCGUCUGGAGCAAGAACUAAGCCAUGCACGCGCCUCGGCUCGCGCCGACCAUAGUCCCGCCUCAGCGGGCACGCAGCAAGCUUGGAGCCCCACUUACAGCCAGGCCGCUAGCAGUCCCUCCAGCGAUGUGCACAGCCGCAACAGCGAAGCACCCACCCUACCCAUUCCCCAGCAGACGGCGACCUACUCGGCCAUGACAAUGGAGGCCAUGGAUGACCUUUUGCCUGACUUGGGCUUUCAGGCCUCUCGUCCUUCGUUUGCCCAGUCACCCGCCAUGAACAUCCCCACCACGUCGCCAUCAUCCCACGAGUCACCUCCGAUGGCCACCGAGUCUGCUCUCGCACCGUCUGCCCAAUGGUCCCCGCCCUCAGAUCGUAUGGAUAUGAGUGAGGAUAGGUCACAUGAGCAGCUCGAUGGGCCAAGCACUGUUGCUGUCAGCACCGACGAGCCGCCAAUGCCAACGCUGAAUGCCCUGUCUACUUCAAGUCCGAUCGCUGCUUCUUUCUCAGCACGUUUGGUCCCUCAUACAUGGGAUGAGGCCUUGACGGCUUCUUUGGAUAUGAGCGAAGACCCCAUCGUAGCUCUGGACGGUGACUUUGGAGACAUCCUGGCCGAUCUAUACCGCACCAUGGAAGCCAGCGAGCCCGCCCCGUCAUCAAAGCCCGCCCCCAUCUCCCUUAGUAGCGACCUCUCUUCUGCUCUGAAUGCCUCAUCCGUGCAUCAAGCCACGACGCUUCUAGCCAACAUGUUAGGCGAACGCAGAAUGAAGCGCAGCGGGCUUCCAACCUUUACGUAUGCUUCCUCAACCCUGGGCCCCGAGCUGCUCAGCAACCGCCUUCUCAACACGUCCCUGGGCGUGAUUCUCAUCACCCCCAACUACGACACCAUCUAUUGCAACGAACUCGUUCUCAAGGUAUUUGGCGUGACGGACAUGACGGGUCUUGAACGCUUCAAGACGUGCCGUUAUAAUGUCACCGAAGACAAGAAGAAACUCAUGCCCUACAUGAGCGACCUCGUUGUCGGCAAGUCAGUGUUUGUACAGGCGGAAAUUCGAGUGCGACGUGUGGAUGAUGGCCUGGUGUGGGUUCGUGAAACAGUGUUUUGCGUCUCGUCACGACGCGGUCCCGACCUGGAUUUGAGCGAGAAGGCACUUUGUAUCAUUCUGGAACCUUGUGUCCCGCCCCCCGGAAACAAGCCGCGCUAUCUCUCUAACUAA